Messenger RNA from Schistocerca gregaria, 429 nucleotides. RefSeq lists its product as uncharacterized. Lineage: Eukaryota; Metazoa; Arthropoda; Insecta; Orthoptera; Acrididae. The transcript has 2 exons. The record is from RefSeq and is a predicted model, not a curated record. The coding region runs from base 1 to 429 and encodes 142 amino acids.
AUGCCUGAAGAGAAAGCAAAUGGAAAUAAUUGCUCACUGCAAUGUCAACUAAUUGACAGCCUAAAAAAUAAAAGUUCUGCUGGAUGGGAUGAAUAUUCUUCUUUUCUACUAAAAAAAUGCAAGGGGGAGUUAGCCAUACCAUUAGUCCAUUUAAUAAAUUGUGUAGUUGAAGGAGGUGUUCUUCCGAUGAAAUUCAAACUUGGUAUAGUUAAACCUUUAUAUCAAAAAGAGGAAAGAAAACAACCACAGAACUACAGACCAGUUGCCUUAACCUCAGUCUUUGGUAAAUUGAUUGAAAAAAUAAAGCUAGAAAUAUUAAUCGACCACCAUAAUACGAAUAACUUAAUAGGAGAUUUCCAACAUGGAUUGAGAAGUGGUCGGAGCACCAAAUCUGCAACAGUACAGAUUGUACACUGUCUGAUAAACUAA